Molecule: messenger RNA, 2694 nt
Organism: Cynoglossus semilaevis (tongue sole)
Lineage: Eukaryota; Metazoa; Chordata; Actinopteri; Pleuronectiformes; Cynoglossidae
Product: monoacylglycerol lipase ABHD2-A
Exons: 11
Coding region: 829-2124 (431 amino acids)
Biological process (GO): medium-chain fatty acid catabolic process; steroid hormone receptor signaling pathway; acylglycerol catabolic process
Cellular component (GO): sperm plasma membrane; sperm flagellum
Molecular function (GO): acetylesterase activity; monoacylglycerol lipase activity
Source: RefSeq, a predicted model, not a curated record
AUAACCUUGGAAUUCCUACAAGUCUAUUCUAGGCUGCCCUGAUUACUUUUGACUUACAACUACUGACAGCUCGGCUACUAAGUAGUCAGUCAUGUAGGCUAGUUUCUUUUUAUUUGUUUUGAUUCAGACUGUCUUGAUUUUCAUGGUUUACCUUGUUGUUCGUUGUCAUGUCACCGUUUCUCUCACAUUUAAUACUACUUUAAAAGUAGCUAUGCCCAUUUCUUACUAAUAUGUCCUAUAGUUAUGAGCGGUAUAUACAUAUCAUUUCUACACUUGGGUGCCCUUUUUCUACCGGCCGCCUCCCUUGUAUCUACGCCCCUGCGCUGAUGUUACACUGUUCCACCGGUGUUCCCACUGUGGAUUUUUUUUUAUGUACAUAAAUGUGAUUAAAAACCAAAUGUCUUUUCACGACAAAAAUACAAAAGUAUUGUUUUAUAGUAACAAAGUCUACAGUACGAGCACCUGGGCGGAAAGUCGAUACGAUUUAAUAUAUUUUUUGUGUGUAAAUUUUGCUUUCCCUAACGGAUGGUCGCCCUUUUUCGAUACACAUGACGGCACUGACUGGCUAGCGAACCCGUCUUCAUACGUUUAUUCGGCCAUAUAAAGCCAUCUUUAUCGCCGUAUUUUACUGCCGGCUCACAACCCGAAAUAGGACAUUGUGUGUCCUUGUAGCCGUACACGCCUCCUCUGCUCAGCUGCCGAGUCGUGACAAUGGGGAAAAGAGCUAACAGGAGCUAAUGUGGAGGAUUCUCUGGCUGAUCUGACCCCAUCACUGUGACUACACACAAAUCAACAUUUGGAGGCUAGUCUGAACAACAAAUAGUAAUCAUGAGCACCCACGAGUCAGAUGUGCACACCUUCUCUCCGGAGCUGCCAGCCAUGUUUGAUGGCAUGAAGCUGGCAGUGGUGGCCACCGUUCUCUACGUCGUCGUCCGCUGCUUGAACCUAAAGAGUCCAACUGCACCGCCAGAGCUCACCUUCCAGGACAUGCCACUCAACCGGUUCCUGCUCAAGUCCUGUCCUCUACUAACCAAAGAAUACAUUCCUCCUCUGCUGUGGGGUAAAAGUGGUCACCUCCAAACAGCACUGUACGGUAAACUCGGUCGGGUGAGUUCACCUCACCCCAACGGUGUCAGGAAGUAUUUGCCCAUGCUGGAUGGGGCAACUGCAACAUUUGACCUCUUUGAGCCAGUGGGGAACCAUCGAACAGGAGACGACAUCACCAUGGUGAUAUGUCCCGGGAUUGGAAACCACAGUGAGAAGCACUACAUCCGAACGUUUGUGGAUUAUGCGCAGAAAGAAGGCUAUCGCUGUGCUGUGCUAAACCACCUGGGAGCGCUGCCAAACAUUGAACUCACAUCACCCCGAAUGUUCACGUAUGGAUGCACGUGGGAGUUCGCAGCCAUGGUGGGUUACAUCAAGAGGGCGUAUCCCGAGACGCAGCUGAUCGUGGUCGGCUUCAGUCUGGGUGGAAACAUCGUCUGCAAGUUCCUGGGGGAGAACAGGACCAACCAGGAGCGAGUGCUGUGCUGUGUCAGCGUCUGUCAGGGUUACAGUGCUCUCAGAGCCCAGGAGACAUUCCUACAGUGGGAUCAGUUCCGGCGCUUCUAUAACUUUCUCAUGGCUGACAACAUGAAGAAAAUCAUUCUUUCACACAGACACAGUCUCUUUGGAGGAAUCUCCGACAAGACUAUAGAUGCAGAUAUCGGGCGACUCUACACAGCCACGUCGAUCAUGCAGAUCGAUGACACCAUCAUGAGAAAAUUCCACGGCCACAGCUCACUCAAAGAGUAUUAUGAAAAGGAGAGUUGUGUUCAUUAUAUACACAAUGUGAAUGUGCCACUGCUGCUGGUGAACUCUGCAGAUGAUCCUCUGGUUCAUAACUCCCUGCUGAAAAUCCCUCACACACUAGCAUCAAAGAAGUCCAACGUGGUCUUUGCCCUGACGUUACACGGCGGCCACCUGGGCUUUUUCGAGGGCGCCGUGCUCUUUCCCCAGCCGCUCACGUGGAUGGACAAAGUGAUCGUGGGUUACGCCAACGCCAUGUGCCAGUGGGAGAAACAGAAACCGCCGUGCCAAAGUGCUCAUCUGAGUGAGAGCUCCUGUGAUGAGGAGAAAGCCUAAACCGCUGGUCGCCCUUAUCUCACCGUCUCACACUUUCUCAUCUCUCUCUCUCUCUCUCUCUCUCUCUCCCAUCUCAUUGUCCUCAAAACCAGGGGGAGGGGAGGAGACACCUGCGGUCAACCUGAAACUGCUCUCCUCUCUGCCUCCUCUCUGCGGUGCUCCUCCUAAACUGCUCCAGAUACAUUUCGUAUUUCGCCCUCACCGUAUCGUAUGUCCCCAAACGAAAAUAACGUUACUGCUUUUGCGCUCGUUUCUUUUGGUCAAAUUACAAAUAUUGGGGUGUUGACCAAAAAUGGUGAGCACUGUGAUUAUUAACGAGAUGACAGCACACACUACAGGAGUACUUGAGGUCAUGAGGUCAUGUCCUUAUCUUUGCUGCUUGUCACCGCCAAGGCCACACAGUUCAGAUUGCUCUUUUCACCCACACAGUGUUGACCUAUUAUCAUAUAUGGGAAGAUAAUGUCUGUGUGUUUAUGAAGUGGAUGGAGCGCCACCUAGUGAUCAAUAAAUCUCUGUGUUUGUGAGGCAGUGCUUUAAUUACAAUGUAAAGAACCAGUCAACCUUUUCCCU